Messenger RNA from Scomber japonicus (chub mackerel), 1667 nucleotides. It is a transcript of the gene clybl, whose product is annotated as citrate lyase beta like. The coding region runs from base 16 to 1047 and encodes 343 amino acids. The record is from RefSeq and is a predicted model, not a curated record. Lineage: Eukaryota; Metazoa; Chordata; Actinopteri; Scombriformes; Scombridae. The transcript is spliced from 8 exons. Gene Ontology annotation, molecular function: (S)-citramalyl-CoA lyase activity. Gene Ontology annotation, biological process: regulation of cobalamin catabolic process.
GUCACUCAAGGAAACAUGGCGGCGCAUGCUACCAGAGCUGUGAGACGACUUGUACCUCAGGAGAGCGGUUGGCUCCUGCCCGCAGCCUGGCACUCAUAUACCGGGGGAUGGCGUCAUCACCAUCACUCUGCAGGCACCUCGCUGCGCUACAUACCCCGCAGGGCAGUUCUCUACUGCCCUGGCAAUGAUGAGCGAAAAUUGAGGAAACUAGCUUCGCUGCAUGUCGACUGUGCUGUCUUGGACUGUGAGGAUGGUGUAGCCCUCAGCAAAAAGACAGAAGCCAGGGAGACCAUUCCCAGGAUGUUAGCGGAACUGGACCUGGGCAGGACAGAGAAGUGUGUGAGGGUGAACUCAGUGUCCAGUGGCUUAGCUGAAGCUGACCUGCAGGUCAUCCUGAAGGCUGAGGUCCUCCCUCCUGCCAUAAUGUUGCCCAAAGUGGAGGACGCACAGGAGGUGCAGUGGUUUGUUGACAGGUUUCAGCACAACUUGAAAGGACGGGCACUGACAGAACCCAUUCGCCUGGUCACCUUUGUGGAAACUGCUGUGGGCCUGCUUAAUUUUAAGGUGGUCUGUGAGGAGAUCCGUCGCCUUGCACCCAAGGCUGGUCUUCAUCAUGACGGCGUGGUGUUUGGCUCAGAUGACUUCUGUGCUAGCAUAGGCGCCACACGGACUAAGGAUGCUAGAGAGCUCCUUUAUGCAAGGCAGAAGGUGGUUGUGACCACCAAGGCAUUCGGGCUACAGGCUAUUGACCUGGUCCACAUCGACUACAAAGAUUUGGAGGGGCUGAGGCAACAGGCUCGAGAGGGAGCUCUCAUGGGAUUCACAGGUAAGCAGGUUAUCCAUCCAGGGCAGGUCCAGGUUGUGCAGGAAGAAUUCUCCCCCAGUCAGCAGAGGGUCCAGUGGGCAAAAGAGCUCAUUGCUGCUUUUGACCAACAUCAAAAAGAGGGAAAGGGUGCGUUCACCUUCCGUGGCAGCAUGAUUGACAUGCCCUCGCUGAAGCAGGCGCAGAACAUCCUAACGCUCUCUGCCACCAUGCCAGAGAAGUAACACAUCUGGAAAAACGGGAGGAGCCGCACACCUAAACCUUGACAGGAAAGGUCGAAGGAUACUGGAAAUGUUGCAGGUGUCAUGACAGAAACAGCACAUCUGAAACUUUUGUCACUUUUCCCGAUAUAAGAGGACAGUGGAGAAUACUAAUGUUUAAUUUAAGUUUUUAAAAAGUCUUGAAAUGUUUUGUUGAUUAACUUACCGGUAAUUGGGUGAAGUUUCACUUGUGCUACUGUGGUCUAAUUUAUAUUUGGACAAUCACCUGUCAUGCAUUAAACGAUGUAAAUUCUGCACAUAGCGUGUAGCAACUGCAGAUAUCUGCUUCUUGAAACUGGGACUGUUGAGGAUUAUUGCCCUGUGUGGGAGCUUUCUUGGCACACUUUGCAGUGUGUGCUCCAUCAUGUCAUUCUAAUGUGCCCAUGCCCUCCUGUCUCUCCUAGGUCAUGAUGAAUGCUCUCCCAUCUCCACAGUCCAGACAGCUGGGCAAAAGGGUAAACAAACACAACAAGCCACUGUUGUGGAUCUAUUCAUCGGGCCCCAGUCUUCCAGUCAGGCCUCAGCCCCCUACCCAGAGCCUGACUCACAAACAUCCAACUUCUGCUCACUAAACCCCCCCCCCC